ACACGCUCCACCUCGCUUGUAACAUCUUGUUUAAAUUCCAGGAACUGCUGGAGCGGCGUGUGGGUUGGGACGUGUUUGUCCAAUUUUGGAGCCCAAAAACUUCUUAUUUCUUAUUGCUGGCGGGUAGUUGUUGGAAUUUGGAAGUUGUUUAACUAUAAAGUGUGCCAAAAUCAAAAUGUCACGCUCCGACUUCCCGCCCUCCUACGAUGACGUGAAAAAUCCUCUUAAUUCACCUCAGGGAGGGAAUGACUACCCGCCACCAGGUUAUGGACUACCACCGUACGGGGGUCCGACUACACCAGGAGGCUACCCCCCUGGGCCUCAAUUCGGCCCCCAACCAGGAUAUCCUGGCAUGUAUUCCCCUGGAGGACAGCCAGGAGCAGGCUAUCCCGGCCAAGGCUUUCCGGCAAUGCCCGUCAUGCCUCCCGUCAUGCCGCCUGUGCUUCCUAUCAACCAGCCGGACUCAGGAUAUCCUGGCAUGUAUUCCCCUGGAGGACAGCCAGGAGCAGGCUAUCCCGGCCAAGGCUUUCCAGCAAUGCCCGUCAUGCCUCCCGUCAUGCCGCCUGUGCUUCCUAUCAACCAGCCGGACUCAGGAGGCAAUGAAGGAUUUACAGCAUCUGGUGGCUGGGAUGACAUGUCGAUCCGACAUGUUUUCAUCCGAAAAGUCUAUCUUAUUCUGGCAUCGCAACUCCUGAUCACAGUAGCCGUUGUGGCCGUUUUCACUUUCGUGAAUCCCGUCAAAAGUUUUGUUAUACAGAAUCCAGCAGUUUACUGGGCUUCAUAUGCAGUGUACUUUGUCACUUACAUUGUCCUUGUCUGCUGUAAAGGACCGAGGAGGCGGUUUCCCUGGAACAUAGUGCUACUUGUCAUUUUUACUCUCUCCAUGUCAUACAUGACAGGAACUAUUUCAAGCUACUAUGACACAAAAUCUGUGUUUCUGGCCCUUGGAAUAACAGCAGUUGUUUGCAUUAUCGUCACGAUCUUCUGCUUCCAGACCAAGGUGGACUUCACAUCGUGCGGCGGUUUCUUCUGCGUCCUGGGUAUGGUCGUCUUUGUCACCGGCAUCAUCACAGCCAUCGUGCUGUCAUUCAAAUACAUUCCCUGGCUUCAUAUGCUGUAUGCAGCAAUAGGAGCCAUCGCUUUCACCUUGUUCUUGGCGUACCAUACCCAGCUUCUCCUAGGCAACCGCAAGCAUUCCAUCAGCCCAGAGGAAUACGUGUACGGAGCGCUCUCCCUCUACUUAGACAUUGUACAGAUCUUCCUGUUCAUCCUGCAGAUCGUUGGAGGAUCUAGACGUUAAAGUCCGUGUUCAUACUUAGUUGCUAUGAAACUCGGUUGGCAUAAUCUAUGACUUGUAUGAUUAGCAUAUAAAAAAAACUAACAAUUUAAAGCCAAUGUAUACAGAUUAGGUAAUACAUGGAUAUGUAUACUAUGUAUUGGUACCAAAGUUAGGCUAUUUUCAGGUGUGAGAAUAUUCAGUUUUAGCUUCUUUGUUAAUGUUAUUUUGCGACCUGAUAGCCAAUAAAGCACUCUUUAUUAUUUUAUUCAAAACAUGGUUAUUGGUUUGGUGUGUGUUUCUGUAUGAAGUUGCUACCUUAAGUGAAAUAUUUGUAUGUUCAUUUUGUACAAAUACUGCACAUGACCAAGUUGGCAGGGUAAAAAUUGGGUUCCACUUGGAGAUCCACUGAUGUAUAGUGUUUUUUUUGUUUUUUUGCUGUGCCCCCCGACAAAGACAAAUUGACAUCAUUCAUUGCUGUCAAAAUCUUUCAAGCAUUUUGUCUUCUGUUAUAUUGAUAAAUACUGACAAAUCACUUUGUGUAUAUUGUAUGACACAUUUCAGAAGUAUACGUGUAACAAAAUAUACUGUGACAGCUAUUUUAAGACAGACAUUUGGGCAGAAUUUGGUUUGGUUAUAUGCAACCAUUUAAUAAACUGUACAUUUUAAAUGAGCAAUAAAAAUUUCUAUAUAUAAAAUAAAUAAAAUAUGCAUAAUUUACCGAAUAAGAAUCAUUGUUUGUUGUUUGGCUAUGGCCUUGUUCUGGAAAUGUCUUUGUAUUAUUAAAAUCAUUUUGACAAUA
Molecule: messenger RNA, 2078 nt
Organism: Brienomyrus brachyistius
Lineage: Eukaryota; Metazoa; Chordata; Actinopteri; Osteoglossiformes; Mormyridae
Product: protein lifeguard 3
Exons: 13
Coding region: 176-1300 (374 amino acids)
Biological process (GO): negative regulation of apoptotic signaling pathway
Cellular component (GO): endoplasmic reticulum; membrane; Golgi apparatus
Source: RefSeq, a predicted model, not a curated record